UUAAGUAUGUGCAAAUAAAAUUGAUAAGAAUGUGUGCUCCUGAUAUUGGCUCCACUUAAACAGAGAUCCCAACUGGGAGAAGACCCCAUUGACAGAACGACAGCAACAAGAACAAGAAUAAUGCCCAAUGCUCAUUAAAAUUAACAAGACACCCACAAAACUAAAAACAAUACAAAAACCAAGAACAACUGCUUCAGCAACAGCAGCAGCAGCAGCAGCAGCAGCAACUGCAACGCUAAUUAGCCAGCCACAUCCUGAAAAAACAAUUGCAGAUUUCUAGUUAAAAGCCAACGAAGUGAAACAUCAUCAUGGCGCCAUUCAAACUCAAAUUCCGCAUGGGCAGCUCGAGAAGCACUUCCCAAGAACAUGAUCCGGAUCCGCAGGUGAAUGAAGCCCUUCUAGGUGCACAACAGCAACAGGAGCAACAACAGCAACACCAACACCAACACCAACACCAGGAACAACAGCAGCAGCAACAACAACAACAACAACAGCAUCAUCAGGCAGCAGCAAGCAGCAGCUCUACUCUUGAUUCAGCAGAUUGCAGCAGUCUUGGUUCGAUGAGCAGUGAACGGAAGUUGCUGCUGCCUCCAAACAAAACAUCAUCGUCCUCCGUAUUGAAUAGCAACAGUUUGCGUUUGGGCUACAUCAAUCAGAGUCGUACACCGUGCAUCAACGAAUCGCCAACGGAUACGGAUACCGCCAACUUACCCACCACUCCACCCCCCUCGUACGAGCAUGUGCUAGAAGAGAACACUCGAUUGUCUCAGCAUCAGCGGCAGCUGUCCACGGACAGUGCCGCCACACCCAAUCAGAACAGUCGACGGAGUUCGGCAAACAGUUCUCGACAUAGUGCCGCUCAGCUAAGUGCUGCCUUGGAGCAACACUUGGGGUCCGUUGGCGGCGGAAGCAGCGGCGGUAGUAGUAUAUGCAACGAUCCCGAUUGUCACCAGAACAUCAAUCAGAAUUAUGGCAAUUGUGGCAGUGGCCAUCUGAUUGCCAGCAACAACAACAGCCUCCACAAUAACAAUAAUAACGAGGGAGAGCAUCAGCAGAUCAUUGAAGGAGUAACUGAACUCGAGCUGCACAGCGACAACGGCGACUACGAUUGCCAGGAGGUGGACAAUACUCUAAGCGUGAGCGAGUUCCUCCUGGAGACGGAAAUGGCCACGGCAACCUCGGGGAGCGACGAUAAGGGCUUUGGCGAAACAGGCGACGGACAGUGCACUGAUGCCCAGUGUACCCAAUGCGGUGGCGAGGAUGGAUGUAAUCGGAACGACAACGGGGAAAAUGAAUCGGUGGUUGACGGUGAAGAAGGAGGCGGAGCCAGCACCAGCAGCCACGCAGCACGCCAAAGUUUUUAUGAUCCACUCCUGAAUCGAGGCAACUACGGCAACUACAGUGAGACUGCCAGUACGAAAGGGGCGUCCAGCAGUGGGCAAGCCUGUCAGGAGGCCUGUUGUGCACAAGGAUCGGCAUCUGGACUCGGACGACGUCAGCAGCAGCAUCAACAACAGCAGCAACAGGCAACUUGCCACAGCAAUCUAUUGCAAUCUCCAGAGAUGAUGAGCAAUAAGACCAGCAAGGAGAUCUACAAGGACCUCGCCAAACAGUGGGGAAUCACCUGUAAAAUGUCAGAGAGUUGCCGCUGCAUGGAAUGUCAGAGUCACUAUUUUGAUUGCGAUUAUGAUGAUAACGAGCAUCAGAAAACCGAUGGCGGCCUUGGGGCUGGCACACCCAUGUUUAUUAGUGAGGUGAUGCACGGAUCCGGCUGCAACAUAUUGUAAAGAGAUUGCAUACAUAUAUUUACAUGUACUGAUCAGAUUAUAGCACCCUGUAUACAAGGGCCAUGCAUACAUACAUACAUAUUUGUAUUGUGUUAACAAAAACCGAUGUAAUUUAGCACUGAAUGUUUGCACCAAAACAAUUAUAAAAUUUGCACAGCGUAGCGUAGAAUUCGAAAUAGUUGUAAGGCGCAAAAAGAACAGAAAAGAUACCAAUGCGAUUAAGAAGCCUUUAAAAAGGCUCUAAAAAUUUAUAUGUAUGUAUAUCUUUCAAUACGAACAUAUAAAUCAAUCUACAAUUUAAAGUCUAUAUAUGUAGGUACAUUCUGAUUGUAGAGAGUAAAGUCUAGUUAUUUGGUCAGUUUUGGAGAUUGAAUUUAAGAGAACGAAUUGAUUGAUUUUGUUAUUGGUGUGUACAAGGUAAUAGCCCACCUAACAAAAGCAAAAACCAUUUUGUUUCUAAUCAAAAUCUAAUUAUCACUCUGAAGUAUGAAGAAAAGUAUACAAAUUAGUUAUGACACAAACACACACAAUGGAAUUUUCUUAAAACAUUUUUGCUCUGAAACAUUUGUAUGUAUUUUUCUACAUUUUCUUAAAAGAAGGUUACAGAAGGAAAAGGAAACGCAUGUAUAUUUGAAGAGUGGCAUUCCCGUGCCCUAGGAAAAGAAACCAAUUACUAAACUACCAUAAUCAAUUCAAUAGAAUAUUAACGUAAUAAUAAUAGUCAUAAUAGUUCGGAGAGACGUUCAGCAUUUUUGGGGGGCUAAUAGGAGAAUCGUUUUGAUUUAUCAGAACUAAGGAGUCCCUAGCUGAAGCAAAUCAAUUGUAAGUUACUCUUUAAAGAAAACAAAACAAAAGCGGGUUUCAUUCGUAAACGAAACAAAUAAACUCACAAUUAACUAAUUAUAGCAUAUUUGUCUUAGCAUAACUCGCACACAUUGAUCGAAAUCGACAUAGAAUCGAAUCGAAAGGAUAUACAAAAUAUAAUGCCUAAGUCAAGUCUGUUAGCUGUUAGAUCUUAUUAGUGAAACGAUAUUAUGCACAGAGGGUAGCCCAAAGAACUCGCAUUUGAGGGGCAAUCAAUCGUGGAAGUUGUACAAAUUGAUCAUGA
Messenger RNA from Drosophila willistoni, 2895 nucleotides. RefSeq names its product probable serine/threonine-protein kinase DDB_G0267686. The coding region runs from base 309 to 1787 and encodes 492 amino acids. Lineage: Eukaryota; Metazoa; Arthropoda; Insecta; Diptera; Drosophilidae. The transcript is spliced from 7 exons. The record is from RefSeq and is a predicted model, not a curated record.